Diospyros lotus (date-plum) is the source of this 868-nucleotide messenger RNA. RefSeq lists its product as uncharacterized. The transcript has 5 exons. Gene Ontology annotation, cellular component: nucleus. The record is from RefSeq and is a predicted model, not a curated record. NCBI's taxonomy places the organism in Eukaryota, Viridiplantae, Streptophyta, Magnoliopsida, Ericales, Ebenaceae. The coding region runs from base 62 to 754 and encodes 230 amino acids. Gene Ontology annotation, molecular function: RNA binding.
AUUCUAGGCUUUCACCACCCAUCCACAGAACGAAAAAUAGAGAGAGAAAGAGAGAGAUUUCAUGGAGGCCAUUGCACUUGAAGACCCCGCCAUCAUCGCGCCGGUGGAAGCCGCAGAGAUCAAGAAGCUUGAGGGCAAGAUCGAGGCUCCGAAGAAGAACAAGAUUCAAGUGUCGAAUACCAAGAAGCCCCUCUUCUUCUACCUCAACCUUGCCAAGAGGUGCAUCAAGAAGCACAAUGAUGUGGUGCUUUCAGCCUUGGGCAUGGCCAUUCCCACAGUCGUCACAAUUGCAGAGAUUCUCAAGGCAAAUGGGGUGGCCAUGGAGAAACAGGUUUUGACUUCCACCGUUGGCAUAAAGGAUGAAGCCAAAGGCCGCAUGGUUCAGAAACCCAAGAUUGAAAUUGUGCUGGAGAGAACCCAGAAUGGUGUUGAGAAAAACCAGAAUGGUGAGAAGACCAAUAAUGGCACAGUCCCUGAGAAGAACCAGAAUGAUGUUGAGAAAAACCAGAAUGGUGAGAAGACCAAUGUUGACGCAGCCCCUGAGAAAAACCAGAAUGAUUUGGAGAAAAACCAGAAUGGUGAGAAGGACCAUAAUGGCACAGGCCCUGAGAACCAGAAUGAUGUGAAGGACAACAACCAGAGAGGUGUUGAGAAAAACCAGAAUGGUGGGAAGACCAAGGAUGGCACAGCCCCUGAGGGCGCUGCUGAGGAAGAUAAAUCGGCGACCACCAAAGAGUUGGACGUCACAGUUUGAGUAGGAGACAUGAUCUGUCAUCUGAGAGUACACUAGUUAGGUAGGAAAAAACAACUAGAGCUGCUGCCAAUAUUCCCUACAUGGCCAUGGAUCUGAGAGUAUCAUGGCUUUGGU